Molecule: messenger RNA, 1206 nt
Organism: Microthlaspi erraticum
Lineage: Eukaryota; Viridiplantae; Streptophyta; Magnoliopsida; Brassicales; Brassicaceae
Source: the annotation of a GenBank genome assembly
AUGGAGAGAAAUGAAGCAAGAGAAGGGCCUAUAGCUAUUGCAGUGGAUAGAGAUAAAACAAGCUGCCAAGCUCUUAAAUGGGCUGUGGAACAUUACCUACCACGAGGCGGAGCAAUAAAACUUGUUCAUGUCGUUCAAAGAUCUGCAAUGAAUGCAAACGGACCUUAUAAUACAGAUGAUGAAUCGUCUGAAAGACAUCAAAAUAAUAAACGAAGCACUCAGUUUCUUCCAAUGCGUUGUCUUUGUAUGCGACGAAAUAUACAAAGCGAAGUAGUUUUGCUUGAAGAUCAAGAUGUGGCUAAAGCAUUAAUUGAAUAUAUUAGCCAGAGCUGUAUUUCUACAUUCUUGCUAGGGGCCACGUUGAAGAAGAGCAUUACAAGGCUAUUCAAGGUUGAUGACAUUCCAAGUAAUGUGAUGAGAUGGGCUCCAGAUUUCUGCACUGUCUUGGUUAUCUCAAAAGGAAGACUAUCGAGUGUACGGUCAGCCACUAGGCCUUUACCACAAUCCUUGCCAUCUCCUUCUUCAGGGACUGCACCAUUGUCACCACUCAGCAACACAACCAACGACGAGGCCGUCUCUGAGAUGUCAUUGUCAAGAGAAGACGACAUUUUCUUUGAGGAGUUCUCAUCACGUGACACAGAUUCUCAUGCAAAUAUUAGUGACAGGAUGAGUACAGAUAGUUCGACUCUCUCUUUUUAUGAGAAACUUGGGGCUCCACACAUGUUGGAGAUUCCUAGAUACACUGGUAUGGAUGAUGAGAAAUCCAAGUUUUCCAUCUAUCUUAAUAGUCCUUCUGAUGAAAAGAAGAGUACAUUAGCUUCUCCAGUACUACCACCAAUGGAUGACGCCGAGGCUGAGAAGAGAAGGCUGAAGAAAGAGCUGAAGGAGACAAUGAAACUAUACCACGACGCCAUCAAAGAAGCUCUUAUGGCAAAAGAGAAAGCAGCAGAGCUCGAGAUAUGGAAAAAGAAAGCAGAGAAAAGGGUUCAAAUGGCCGAAGAAACAGCAGCAAUGGCCAUCAUGCAGAUGGAGAAGACAGAGCUGGAAGUACAACGUAGAGUGGAGGCAGAGAUGAAAGCGGUGAGAGGCAGAGAGAGGAUGGUUUUGGAUGCUCUUGGAGAGGCUCAUAGCGUGGUUAAGUAUGAGAGCUUGUUCCAUAUUUUACUUGUAAUUUUCUUGUUCUAUUUUUAUCUCACACUCAUAUAA